AUGUUGACCAGGCGCCUCGGGGCCCUGCUGAACGCAAUAAUACUCGCGCUCACCAUUGAACAGAGCCAAGGCGACGUUAGCUUACUCAGCAACUGCCCAGGGGUCGACGAGCAGAAACUUCUGAACCCCGCGAACAAGGCUUUCCUCGCUCCGAUCACUUUCCACGGACGCCUUCUGGCCAAAUGGCAGGAUGAGGAGCGGAAUCUCCUCAUAAAACUCAGAGUUCAAAAAGUGCUCAAGAACGGAUUUACCACAAGCCUCACCGGCCGCGUGCUCAACAUGACAGGAGUUUUCGAACCGCGGCCGCCGCUUCGGAGACUCAGGGAGUACAGUGAUGUGGUCGUCGCUCUGAUACGGGACGACGAUCCGACGGCCACGACGAGUCGUCGUCCCGUACCAUACGGCACGUGUCGCAUGGAGCUCGAGAACGAACAGACACUGCUCGUGACCAACGGUCGUUAUUUAGUGUACGCGAGACCGUUGACAAGUGCUCUGUCGUCUAUGUUUCCCCGAGCAAAUCUCACCGCGACAGCGCUUCCGGAUCCAUUUAGUCGGAGAGCGGGCCGGACCAUUCACAGAGCCUUGUGCGAAGACUGCGCGGUUCUCAAGCCCGCUUCAGUCAAGGCUCGUCGGAUAAGGAUGACAGUGAGACCGCUCCAACGGCUCCGUUUGAGGUGCACAAUACGCGGGAAUCCCAUACCGUGGGUAUAUUGGACGAAAGACGGUCAACCUCUCAAAAACGAUAACCGUCGUAUCGUGAUACGGAAUAAGAGACGUCGUUCUCGGCUAGACGUCAGCUCCGUCGGUGCGGCGGAUGCUGGGGAAUAUCGAUGCUGGGCUUCCAACGUCGUCUCGCAGACUGCAGUCAGUGAUAAGAUUGAAGUUUUUGUCAAGGAGAUUGUGUUCGAGAGACAUUCGCCUUGGUUCAACAAAGCGUCCACAGGUCCCGCUGCGCGAGUGCCUCCGGAGAGUUUGGGCAGUGAUUGUCCCACGGAUCUCUAUUGUUUGAACGGUGCGACCUGCAUUUACAUGGAGUCGAUCAAGGAACCGUCGUGCAUAUGCCCCGAAGACUACCAUGGUCCCAGAUGCGGUAGUAAACUGGUAAAGCUUGCGCCGGGCACCGACACCGGUAUGUCGUGGCGAGGUAUGACCCCUUAA
Molecule: messenger RNA, 1158 nt
Organism: Galendromus occidentalis (western predatory mite)
Lineage: Eukaryota; Metazoa; Arthropoda; Arachnida; Mesostigmata; Phytoseiidae
Gene: vn
Product: membrane-bound neuregulin protein vein
Exons: 5
Coding region: 1-1158 (385 amino acids)
Biological process (GO): homophilic cell-cell adhesion
Cellular component (GO): plasma membrane
Source: RefSeq, a predicted model, not a curated record